CGUUACGAAAUGGAGCCCUCAAAGAUGAAGCCAGAUGAAUUAAGGGAUAGAUAGGUAGAUAGAUAGAUUAUUUAUUUAGGGCAUUCAGAACUAGGUAUCUAUAAAACCUCAUAUUUCAUACCCUAUUGGGUAGAUACUCAUGACGCGGUGAUUAUGAGCACAUCUUGGGAGUAAAAGCGGCGGAGCGGCGGUCCUUAUAAUAUUUGCUCGCUAGAUGGCGCAAGUGAUCCAGUUUCCAUAGGAUUAACGGCACAUUGCAGAUUGCAUCGUCCUGUAUUACAGUAAGCAACAACAAAUCAACAAGAUGUGAAAUGGCAUUCAAAGGCACAGCGGUCGAUUCAAAGACCGUGCUGAUCAAUCUGCUGCUGUGUCUGCUCAUAUUUUAUUCCCUUUUCUACAUGAUCGGGAGUGUUUGCUUCGGAGCUUUCAGAUUGGAUCAAUUUGACGGGCUGAUUCCUUUUGAUUUCAAAACUGAACCUGCUGAGUCCAACUCCAAAUACCUGGUCAACCUUCUCUCCUUGGAGCUCACAUACUUCUGUAGUGGUAUUCUGUUUGCUGCGGUGGUGAGGAGGAGGGUUUGGGACUAUGCCCUCACCGUCACAUUUCUCCAUGUAAUAAUCACCAGCCUGGUGAUGUUAGAGUUUCCUACAGUAUGGCAGUGGUGGCUGGCUUUAGGAAGCGGCUUGUUUCUGAUGAUUUGUAACGGUCAACUGAUAGCUUACUUUACAUGCCAAAGCGAGCAGAGCUAUGCCACCUUCAGCUACUACUGACAGGCCAGAAAAGCAGCUAAUUAGUUUACAAUCAAAAAAGUUAAUCUAUCAUUUGUAUUUAUCCUGUUGACUUUGGGACACCAGUUGAUUUAACUGAAAUAGAAAACCUAAG
This is a messenger RNA of Cyprinodon tularosa, 882 nucleotides long. Its product is annotated as transmembrane protein 244-like. The transcript is spliced from 6 exons. The record is from RefSeq and is a predicted model, not a curated record. Bases 312 to 770 code for a protein of 152 amino acids. Lineage: Eukaryota; Metazoa; Chordata; Actinopteri; Cyprinodontiformes; Cyprinodontidae.